AUUCCUCGGUUCUGACAGUAAUAGAUCUGACAUUUACUGCUAAAAUCUGACUGACUCAAACCAGUCACAACCAGCCCCUUAAUUCAACAUUAUUCACAUCUGAUUUUGCAACUAACUUUUUGUUGUUCAGAGUGCUAUGUAUGCCUAGUUAAGGGUAAGCUCUAUGCAAUGCUCAUGCAAAAUCACUGAAACGUUUCAGUCAGUGACCGCCAUCAGUCUCCCAAAGCACUGUAAAAGUUAUCUCUGACCAGUAGCGGUGCGUGGGUAAAUUCACUGGGGAAGCCAAGCCAGGAAAAAAGUCAUAUUACAGCCUGUGUUGAGAUAAUUGAGUUGUUUGCUCUAUAACCCGUUAGUUAGUUCACACGCCACCGUGAUAUAUAAUACGGCCAAGACUACAAAAAGACAACAGUCACAGUAGCUGAAUAAAUUCAACCACACGUUUGUUUCAUCAGAAAGAGCGAAUUACGUUUUGUGCUAAAUUCAUGGUUUCUGUUUUCAGUACUUCAGCUCAGUGUCAUACAACAUGAGUAGACAUGACCAGUGUUUUCAUUCAGGAACUCAUGGAUCGGGGCUGGAACUAGUGCUUUUGAGGGGCCGACCUCCGAGGUUUUUGUUUGUUCUGGGAAAAUAAGCGAACUUACUACACUUCAACACAUUUUGCCAUGGUGCAGAGAGAUAAAUGCUAAUUUCCUGCAAUAUUACACUCUUUGUUAUGAGACAGAGACAUUUUCUUUAGCUGUUUUAUAGCUCAUCACAUGCUUUUGUUCACAUUUUGCCAUGUACAUUUUCUGAUUUUCUACACAUUUCGCCAUGAGGCUGAGAAGAAAUGUUGCAGUAUUAAACCUAAUUUCCUGCAACCCCCCUAAUUUCUGUCUUUUCAUGUCUCCCAUUUUUACAUGCAUUGAACUGCUGUGACUAACAUCUGUCCUUUACAUAUCCUUUGUGCCUGGUCACUGUGCUAUUAUCCACCUAUUUGCUAUUAUCUUGUUCCUCUCACCAUUUAGGAUGUAUCCAUCCUUGCAGCUGGCCUCCACUCAGUAAACCCUAAAGAACACAACCUCACCCCCAGCUCAUUCCUCCUCCACAUUACCCCCAUCUCCUUCCCUCCACCAUCUCUCCAGCCAAUCAGGGGCCUUGAUUCCUCUGGGCCAAUGGGAUGGCUGGGAGGUGAUGUCAUGCAGUAAUAGCUGGUUGUGGUGCUGAUGCUGCUGAGAGAGCAGCCCAAACAGCAGCAGAACGACAGAGAGAGAGGGAAAGAAAGAAAGAGAGAUAAAGAAAUAAAAGGAGAGUAUCACCAACAUUGCUCAGCACAGGUGUCCUUAGAAGAUAAACAAGAGGCAGAAUGACUCUCGCAGCCUACAGAGACAAGAUACGGGAGCUCCCUCUAGUGUCCAUCUUCUGUUCCUGCAUCCUACCUGAAGCCAAAGAAAAGCCCACCAAGAAAGAUGUGGUGGACCUGAAUCUGUGCAUCAUCAGGGACAUGGAGGUGAUUGAGCUGAACAAGAGGAGAUCCGGCCAGGCCUUCGAGGUCAUCCUAAAGCCCCCCUCGUUUGACGGGGGUCCGAACCCUCUCGCCACCACACCUCCACGCAGGGAGCCCUCCCUGGAAGAGAUCCAGAGAAAGCUGGACGCCGCUGAGGAGAGGAGAAAGUGCCAGGAGGCUGAGUUGCUGAAGCACCUGGCUGAGAAGCGGGAACACGAGCGUGAGGUGGCCCAGAAGGCCCUGGAGGAACACAACAACUUCAUUCGGCUGGCCAAGGAGCGCAUGGAGCUGCGCAUGGAGCACAACAAGGAGAAACGGGAGGCACACCUGGCCGCCAUGCUGGAACGCCUGCAGGAGAAGGACAAGCACGCUGUGGAGGUGAGGAAAAACAGAGAGCACAAGGAGGAGAGCGGGUAGAGAGAGAGAUGGAGACAAAGAAAGAGAGCCCGUGGUGCCUCUGUUUUGUUGCGUGAGAAUAGGAGAGAAGAGAAGAGACAAAAUAAAGAGACUAGCAUGACAGGUUCUUAAAAUGGACAUGGGAUUUGUUUGACAGAUGAGAAUCCACAAUGAUGAGGUUGAAGUAGGAGAAGUGCACACAAAGCGGUUUCCUGGAGAGACAGAACAUCAAGAUGUAGUUUUGUAUUGCUCUUGAGUGUAGCGGAGUAUAAGAGCACUAUGCAUCAUUUAGUAGCUAAUUACACCUUCUGUAGACUGGGUAUUUAUAAUAGACCUUGAACACAUUCUUAUUUGCAAGAAAUCUAAACAUAGCUUACUUUUUAAAAGUUCUGGUCAAUAAAAUCACUGACACAUAUACUUCAAUUUAAAGCAUUCUACACAUCACGUUUGUUACACUUUUCGGCAUGUUAGCUUGUGUACAGUACAUAAAUAGUCAUUGAAUGGGAUACUGAUGCUACCGACUUCUAUCUCUAUCUAUCUCAAAUAGGAAAACUCCUAUUUGCGUUAAUUAUCUCUGUAUUUAUUCUGUAGUCAAUGGCUGUUGUGUUUCACUGUGGUGAGUAGUGUAGUGUUGAUUGUGCAUGGCUAGUUUCUUUGGUGUUUUUUUCAGAUAUAGUAGAUUUGAUUAUUAGGGGAAUAGACUGUUUGCACUAAUAUGUACCAGUUACAGAUGUAUGUGAUGUGUCACUCAAUAUCAAUUUAAAAAAGUACAACAUCUGCAUAAGA
Oncorhynchus masou masou (cherry salmon) is the source of this 2665-nucleotide messenger RNA. RefSeq names its product stathmin-4-like. Gene Ontology annotation, molecular function: tubulin binding. The record is from RefSeq and is a predicted model, not a curated record. The transcript has 6 exons. Gene Ontology annotation, biological process: microtubule depolymerization; regulation of microtubule polymerization or depolymerization; neuron projection development. Bases 1343 to 1900 code for a protein of 185 amino acids. Gene Ontology annotation, cellular component: neuron projection; cytoplasm. NCBI's taxonomy places the organism in Eukaryota, Metazoa, Chordata, Actinopteri, Salmoniformes, Salmonidae.